CGUCCAGUCAGAAGCCGCUGUACUAUGGGCACGUAAGCCCUUCAUCAUUUCUUUAUUGUGCGCGCGUCAGAUGUCUCGUUUAUUGCAGAGGGCGACGCUUUCAGACGUGCAAACUCCCAGAAGCGACUAAAGAAACAAGAUCUGCUCCAAAGCGACGCGUUUGAACAUGAAACCGCGUGCAAACCGGGCACGCUUUUUGCGCGAAGGUAGAUAGUUGUCUCCACCGACACUUUUGGGGAUGAUGGGCGUGCACGGAUAGCAGUCGUGCGUUUUUUGGGGGAUUUUCAUUUGCAAAGCGCGCUGACCGGCUUGAUGUAAAGUUCUCAGAGCGCUUGCAAAAAGAAAAUAGUUGUUCACCCGGAGGAGCGCAGAGGAAAGAGGAGAAGAAACGAUGUGGAGGCAUGAAGCUCCGUCCGUGUGAUCGGGACCGCUACGGUACGACACCUGCUCCUGCUUCUCCAGAAAAGUGCCAUCCACUGUGAGGUAGGGAGGAGGAAGAGGAAGAGGCAGACGGUCCUUGGAAGUCUUCUCCUUUUCAUGGAUGCCAGGGUGGUCCUGCUGCACCUAUGGACGGCCUGUGGUGUCCUCCUGUCCCUGGAGCUCCUGUGUUCUGACGCUGAGGUCUACACCAACACGUGGGCUGUCCAGAUCAGAGGAGGGCCGGAAGAGGCAGACCGGAUUGCGAACGAGCACGGAUUCACCAACCUCGGCAAUGUUUUCGGAGAUUAUUAUCACUUCAAGCAUCACGCGGUGGAGAAGAGGGCUUUGUCAGGCCAUGGGACUACACACAUCCGACUACAAAAAGAUCCCCAGGUCCUGUGGGCGGAGCAGCAAGUCGUGAAAAUUCGAAAGAAGAGGGAUGUGUUUGAAAACCCCUCAGACCCAGACUUCCCCAAGCAGUGGUAUCUGUCUGACCCAGCGCACCAGGACCUGAAUACCAAAGAGGCCUGGGCUCAGGGCUACACAGGCAGGGGCGUGGUGGUGACCAUCCUGGACGAUGGCAUCGAGAAGGACCACCCAGACCUCAUCACCAACUAUGACCCUGAGGCGAGUUAUGAUGUUAAUGAUGGAGACGCUGACCCUCAGCCUCGGUACACACAGAGAAACGAGAACAGACAUGGGACUCGCUGUGCUGGAGAAGUUGCAGCCAUAGCCAACAAUGGUGUGUGUGGAGUGGGCGUGGCCUACAAUGCUAAAAUUGGAGGUGUUCGCAUGUUGGAUGGGGAGGUGACAGACGUGGUGGAGGCUCACUCUCUUAGUCUGAAUCGACAGCAUAUCCACAUCUACAGUGCCAGCUGGGGCCCGGAGGAUGAUGGGAAGUCUCUGGACGGUCCUGCCAAACUGGCCAAAGAAGCGUUCCUCCAGGGAAUCACCCAGGGGCGCGGAGGUUUGGGCUCCAUCUUUGUGUGGGCCUCGGGGAACGGCGGCCGGGAGCAGGACAGCUGUAACUGUGACGGUUACACCAACAGCAUCUACACUCUGUCCAUCAGCAGCUCCACGCAGUCUGGGAACGUGCCCUGGUACAGCGAACCCUGCUCCUCCACACUCGCCACCACCUUCAGCUCCGGGAACCCAGGGGAGAAGCAGAUUGUGACCACAGACCUGAGGCAAAAGUGCACAGAGUCUCACACGGGGACGUCAGCCUCGGCUCCACUCGCAGCGGGGAUCAUCGCUCUGACACUGGAGGCAAAUAUGAACCUGACCUGGAGGGAUAUGCAGCAUCUGGUGGUGAGAACAUCCCUGCCCAGGCAUCUGAGCACCGGAGACUGGAGGACCAAUGGAGUGGGGCGCAGAGUGAGUCACUCGUAUGGAUACGGUCUCCUGGACGCUGGGGCGAUGGUAGCUCUGGCUCAGAACUGGACCUCAGUGGGCCCUCAACAUGAGUGUGUGAUCAACAUGCUCACAGAGCCCAGGGACAUAGGGGACAGACUGGUGAUCAGCAGGACAGUGGACGCCUGCUGGGGACGGCUGGAGUAUGUCAGCUCCCUGGAGCAUGUGCAGGCUCGCAUCACUUUGUCCCAUAACCAGAGGGGCAAACUGGGCAUUCACCUGCUCAGCCCACUGGGCACACGCGCCACUCUGCUCUUCCCCAGGCCUAAUGACUUCUCCACAGAGGGUUUCAAUGACUGGGCCUUUAUGUCCACACACUCCUGGGAUGAGGAUCCACAGGGAGAGUGGACCCUUGAGAUUGAGAACAUGGCGGCUAAUAGUCGUGACUAUGGUGUUUUGAGUCAGUUCACUCUUAUCUUAUGGGGAACUGGGCCGAGUGUUGUGAACCCGUCUUCGUCGGAUUUCCCUCGGCCGUCCAACAACAGCUGCAAGACUUUUGAUGCUCAGCAGAUUUGUAUUGAGUGCAGUCCGGGGUUCUCCCUCUUCCUGCAAGGCUGUGUGAAGCUCUGCCCUCCAGGCUUCACCUCGGGGCUCCAGCUGCUGAACCUGUCUCUGGAGAACUGGGUGGACCUCUCCUCCGUACAGGCCUGUCUGCCCUGUCACGCAGCUUGUCUCACCUGCUCCGGCCCUGGUCCCACAGACUGUCUCUCCUGCCCCCCUCACAGCCACCUGGUGCUCAGCUCCUGUCUACACCAGAACCAGGUGCAGCGCAAGUCCCCCUCAUCAGGAGGGGCCCAGAGAGACAAGGGGUCAGAGCAGGCAGGUGCGGGCCCAGCCUCAGACUCUGACAGCACAGACAGGGGCUCCUCUCCUCUACCCACAGUGCUGGCUGUGCUCAGCUGUGCCUUGGUCCUGGUUGUGUUUGUGGGGCUCUUUUUGCUGCUGCAGAGGCGCUGGGGCCGCCCUGCCCAGAGCUGGAGGACCACACUGCCCUCUGUGUACUCUCACAGCAGGGGCAUACGCCUGGGGUUUCACUGCAGCCAGCACUCCCACAGGAAAGCCAAGAUCUGCUACAAGGGGAUCCCCACCGUGUGGGGCGAUGAGGACAUGAUCACGUACGAGUCUGAAUCAGACAGCGAGGAGGUGGACAGCCACAGUGAGCGGACAGCUUUUAUCAAGACACAGAGCUCCAUUUAAGUCCACGAGGGGAGGGAGUAAUAGGUCCAGAGCUAAGCCUUUGAGAGCCUCUCAUCAGCAUUUCUGUCUGACUGAGGCAGCUCAGAAAACCCAAUCAAGUAAGAUCCACUUCCUGCUGCUCCCUGAUUGAUUCUAUCACAGAGGGACCAUCUUUAUUGUGUCAGUCUGUUGACAUCUAAUGCUUUUGUUAUUUGCUUAACACCAGUGUUUUUCAGCAAUAUACAGUGUUUACGCCUCUGUCUGGCAUAAAUCCUCUCUUUACCAGCCUAGCCACACUUUGUCCAGUUCAUUAAACAAGAAGAGCGCAUUAGUCUGCCCUCACCCCAAACAACUGUCCACGCAAGCACUGCUCUUGUUAAUUGGCCGUUUUAUUCACACAUUCAGGGGUUAAGAAGUGUGAGUUAGACAGAGUACUCAUUAAAUGUGGAAAACUUUAAAUUGAACAUUUGUGCUGAGGUUAAAAAGUAAAAUAUCCACCUGGCUGCUGGGUAAAGAGAGUAUUAUGUGUGUAGAUCUUAGUUCAGAUUCAGAAACAGAUACCAGUCACAAAACAGUUUGCCCUGUAUCAAGGUGUCUCAAUUUGCAAUAACAUUUGUAAUGCACUGAGACAUCCUGACCUUUACAAUGUUAUCUCUCUUCAGUUUUCUCCACAGAAAGUGGCUAUUGAUCAUGGGGCUUUUGUCCCAGAAUGUCCUGAUCAGUGGACAGCAUAUAUUUACCCUCUGUUUAAUUUAUGCCUCGUGUAAACAGCUACACAAAGCAUCCAAAGCCUUGAUGUAAAGGCCACAAUGGUUGUUGUGAAUAAAAAUGAGGAAGAAUGGGCAUUUUUGUAUGUUUGUUUUUGUAUCUUUUUUAUUUAACUGACGACA
This is a messenger RNA of Boleophthalmus pectinirostris (great blue-spotted mudskipper), 3896 nucleotides long. It is a transcript of the gene furinb, whose product is annotated as furin (paired basic amino acid cleaving enzyme) b. Gene Ontology annotation, molecular function: serine-type endopeptidase activity. The transcript has 16 exons. The coding region runs from base 538 to 3027 and encodes 829 amino acids. Gene Ontology annotation, cellular component: trans-Golgi network; Golgi membrane. Lineage: Eukaryota; Metazoa; Chordata; Actinopteri; Gobiiformes; Gobiidae. The record is from RefSeq and is a predicted model, not a curated record. Gene Ontology annotation, biological process: peptide hormone processing.